Molecule: messenger RNA, 1513 nt
Organism: Thalassophryne amazonica
Lineage: Eukaryota; Metazoa; Chordata; Actinopteri; Batrachoidiformes; Batrachoididae
Gene: dusp23b
Product: dual specificity phosphatase 23b
Exons: 4
Coding region: 327-779 (150 amino acids)
Biological process (GO): cilium assembly; protein dephosphorylation
Molecular function (GO): protein tyrosine/serine/threonine phosphatase activity
Source: RefSeq, a predicted model, not a curated record
AGGGGAGACUGCGACCUGAACGCAGCGCCUUAGACCGCUCGGCCAUCCUGACAUGUCCUAACGAUGUAUAAUAUAAUUAUAAUAACUUACGCUGUCUAUGUCAGGGUGGACAACUUUUUAUGAUAUUUUUGUUUUCGUGUUAUAUACGUUUCCAUUACCGCCCUCUCCACGAACGGCACUUACGUAACAUAUCGUUAUUGCUCGCUAGCCGAAGUGUUAAUGUAAAAGGCUUCGACUGUGGACUGACUCCUUCAGCUUUGCUAGCAAUAGCCCAAGUUAGCUACAUUUUUAGCAGAUACCACUAGCUUCAAGACGGGAAAAAGAACAUGGCCUCCUUUCCGCCACACUUCUCCUGGGUCGAACCUGCCAAACUGGCUGGACUGGCACUUCCCAGGAUGACAUGUGAAUACCAGUAUCUGCUGGACAAUGGGAUCAAACAUUUAGUUUGCCUGUGUGAGAGGAAGCCACCUUAUUAUGACAGUUGCCCAGAGUUGCAACUGCACCACAUCAAAAUAGCCGACUUCACUCCUCCAUCCCCAAACCAGAUUGACAGGUUCCUCUCUAUUGUGGAAGUGGCCAAUUCCAAGGGAGAGGGUGUAGGCGUUCACUGCAUGCAUGGUUUUGGGAGGACGGGGACUAUGCUGGCCUGCUACCUGGUGAAGACAAGGAAGAUCUCAGGAAUUGAAGCCAUUAAUGAGAUCCGCAGAAUACGGAGAGGCUCAAUCGAAACUCACGAACAAGAAAAAGCAGUCAUGCAGUUUUAUCAGCGUACAAAGUAACACAGCGAUGAUUACAACACCACCACGUAAUAGGAUAUUUUUAAAUAAGCGUAACUGAAGAAUUGAAGUUGGUUCGUGUGAAAGGAGAGAGUUUUUAAAAAGAGUAAACAGAAUGAAUUAUAAUAGAGAAGUCAAAUAUGAAACAACCCCAGGUCAUUUGUCAAAGACAAACAUUUUCAUACGCAACCUUUAUAAUAUUACACUUUUGUUAACUUGUAAUAUCUGCUUUUCUUUGGGCGCAUUUCUGAGUUUUCUCCUCCUGGUUUACAAGGAAAAACAAUGUUAAUAGCAGAAAGACUUGGGUUUUUAUUGCUCAUGGUUGUUUAUGCGAACACAAACCCAUGGUCUGUUAUAGCAAGAAACUCCACCUUACAGUCAGAGUAUUUUAUUUUGUCAGGUUUUUUUUUCCCCAAACACGUAAUAUAAACUGAUAUAACAUGCGGCAGUUUUAGGGAAUUUACUAAAGUAAUAAAGCAAAAGAUGUUUUGAAUUAUUUAGACUCAGGCAGAUUUUCCUGUGACAAGUUACAGGAAUAUGUCUUGGAACAAAACAAGGUUUUUGCUUUUUUUUUUUUAUUUUGUUUGGUUGUAUUUGGGUCGGUUUCAGUGUUUUCUUUAAGCAUUAAAAAAACAAACUGAAACAUCAUGUUGUCAUUGUCUUCAACAGGUCUGUUGUUUUGAUCUGUAAAAUGUGGAAAUGCAAUGAAAAUAAAAUCUUAUUGAAUGGAAAAUGCC